Molecule: messenger RNA, 1752 nt
Organism: Spodoptera frugiperda (fall armyworm)
Lineage: Eukaryota; Metazoa; Arthropoda; Insecta; Lepidoptera; Noctuidae
Exons: 1
Coding region: 4-1656 (550 amino acids)
Molecular function (GO): RNA-DNA hybrid ribonuclease activity; nucleic acid binding
Source: RefSeq, a predicted model, not a curated record
AAAAUGUUAAUUGAAAAAUUAGGUUUAACGAUGUCUUCAAGUAAAACUAAGAUUUGUGUUUUUAAAAAAGGAUGCUUUAGAAGAUUAAUUAAUUUCGAUUUUGACGGCACUUCGAUUGAUGUUGUCAAUAAUGUAAAAUAUCUAGGUCUCUGGCUGGAUAGCUCAUUAAGAUGGGGUAAGCAUAUUAAUGAAACCUCACAGAAAGUCAUAAAGUACAUUAAUUUACUUAAAAUUUUAUCAGGUCCGGGAUGGGGAGUCCAUCAAAAACAUUUAAGACGUUUGUAUAUUUCCAUAAUUCGUAGUAGAAUUGAUUAUGCCAGUUUUUUAUUUGAUAACAGCUGCAACUCUAAAUUAAUUAAAUUAGACCGAAUACAAAAUCAGGCGCUACGCGUUAUCGGCGGAUUUAUACGGAGCACCCCAAUACAUGUAAUGGAAAACGAGUUAUGUCUACCACCACUUCAUAUUCGUCGUAGAUACCUAGCCAGCAAAUUCAUUUUAAAAUCAAAAUCUCUUGUUAACAAUAAAACCUUACAAUCGCUAGAAAAUCUUUCACUAUUCACAGGUUCCAACUAUUGGCAACACAAAAAGUUGCCGUUACUUAUUGACAUUCUUUCACAGUAUAACUCUACUCCUAUACACUCUAGUACUCAACUUGGAAUGUUUUCCCUCGAUAAGUGGAUUAGUAGCAUAGAUUUGUCCCAUAUAAUCAGUGAUAAAAUUCCUAGUAUAUCUAAAGCUAAACGUCAUUACAGUAUUAUACAGCUAAAACAAUUAUGUACUUCAUAUAUACAAGAACAGUAUCCAGAUUAUCAUACAAUUUUUACUGACGGUUCCAAAGAUAAAGAUUUGGGAGGCGCAGCCUUUUUGGAUCCGAUUCUAAUAAGUCAUAUGAAGAUUAAGAUUGAUUCAGAUAUUUCUAUUAUGCAUAUUGAACUGAUUGCUAUAUUGGAAGCCUUAUCCUAUAUUCUAUCAGUCAGCGGUGAUAAAUUUGUGAUUCUGACAGACUCCAAAAGUUCGCUGCAACAUUUGGCUCGAAACACUUCUCACAUGCGAGGUAUUCCGACAGCCUACGCCAUAUAUGAAUUAAUCUUAAAACUUCAAUCUAAUUCCAAAAUGGUACGUCUCCAAUGGAUUCCGUCACAUGUUCAAUAUGAAGAAAAUGAUGUGGUAGAUAUGCUUGCCAAACAAGCGUGUGUUGAUGGUGUUCCCAUGAAUAUUACCCCACUGUUUUCGGACUAUUUUGGAAGAGCAAAAAAUAAGUGUUUCGAUCUUUGGCAGGAGUAUUUUGAUGAAAGAUCAAAAGAAAAGGGGAUCUGGUAUCGAACUAUACAGCCAGAGAUUUCUCGGGUUCCGUGGAUUGACUGCGACCUUAAUAAAAAUUUAAUGACUAUCGCCUUAAGACUCCGUUCCGGACAUAUUCCAUCAAAUAAGUUUAAUUAUUUAAUGAAAAAAGUUCCGUCACCAUGCUGUGAUUCAUGUGGAGUGGUUGAUGAUGUCCUUCAUAUUUUGAUGGAAUGUGCCCGGAAUGAAAAUACUAGGGUUAGUAUUUUUGGUCCGCAAAGAGUGAAUGACAUUGGCCUUUGUAACUCCAUGCUUGCUUUUCCAGUGUCCGAUAAAGCACAACACUUGUACAAAUUAGUGAUAAGUAGAUCGUAAGCUAGUAAUAAGUAACCAAACUUUGUUUUUCCUGCACUGGGCGAUAUGGUCGCCAAGCGACAAAGCCCUUUAAAUAAAUAAAAAAAAAAAAAAAAA